AAAACUGGGUCCUGUUGCCCGCCAAACUUGAUUCCAAAAUGGCGGCGAAAGAAUGUUUUUCGCAAGAACACCACUGUUUUUUUUAGAUAAAAGGGAAUUACCAUGGAUAAAAUGUCAGUAAAGCCUGCCCGGUUUGUCCCUUUUGUCCCCUAUGGACGGGAUUAUUACAGAGCACACCCAUUUGGAGAAAAAGAGGAAAAUAGCCACAAUGAUUUGGCAGAGGGUUCCCAACACCAUCUCUCGACUUCGGAGACAGAAAAGAGAAAAUUCCAGUCUGAAAAAUGGAAGAUUUAUAGCAGUAGCAGAAAUGAUGGACUGGGUGGCGAUGUAUGUGAAGAAGAGCUGUAUGUCCGGGGUAACACAGUCGUAUGGAGUCAGGGAGCGGCCCAGGAUUCUUGGGUUCCUGUCAAGACAUUUACUGUUAACUCUGAGGUGGUUGAAGCCAUAUGGUGCAAGUUCUCUCUGCCAUCAGCGGAUAAAGAAGAGAAAGAACUCCAAAAGUGUCUGUGUGUAUUUGAAAAGGAGUAUCUGAAUGUGUUUGGUGAAGACGGUCUUACGCACGUUGCUUCACUUCCCUUCUUGGUGAAUAAUGUUUGGGCCAUUCCUGGAGGGCUUAUGCUUGAAAGAGCUGUCACACCAAGUGAACUUGCUGGACAAAAAAGGGAGGUGCCAACUCUCUUCAGCCUGCUUCACCCUCUAGAUGAACCAAGACCCGUGACCUCCCAUGCCCAUGAUAAAGUGUCCUACAUCUGUGAUCCUACUCUAAACGUGUUGUAUGCGACAGAGAAGCCCCCAGUAGUCAUGAUGUAUGAUUCUUUGCUUGGCCUUCACUCUCUCUGGCUACUUAGCGAUGCUGUGCAGGAGGAUGUUCCACAGUCUCCUCGCACACCACAGCUUUACCCAGAUCAAAGUUUGUCACAACAACAUCACACACCUUCAUUCUCCGCCUCUGUCUUCUCACGAUUAUCACUAGCCACUCCUACUCACUCCCCGUUACGCCUGUACACCCCUUCUCCUGCUGGAAGGUCCCAAUUACAGUCUCCUGUUCCACUUCGCUUGAUGUCUCCAGCGCUAGGACAGGUUCCUGCUACCAAUACAAGGUCGCCAUUUCUUGAAUCCCCACUUAUGAUGAAUGCCCGUUCUCCUGCUGUGUUCCGCUCUCCCCCUGGUGGAGGGGCUAGAGAUGAGUCCUAUCUUGAGGGCUUUGAGCCGUUAGCCCCUGAGAUCUGCCUCAGACAUACAUGGCAAGAGGCUCCAACAGCUGUAAGACAUGGAGCCAAAGGCAAAGCCAGUAAAGUGUUACUGACUUCUGACAUGUUUGGUAACAUCUAUGUGUGUUAUUUGGUGAAGCAUACCAACAGACUAAGACUACUGAAGUUGCUGUCUAAUGAGGACAGCAAACAGCUUAUUGUUGUACCUGCCGAGGACAUCCCAGCUAAGGAUGUUGUUGAAAUCAAGGAGCUCAACAUGAUGCUUGUGCUGGGAAUGGAUUCAUCUCUAAUCCUGUAUAGUGGACAAAUAAAGGCAUGUGUUGUGCAUCUACCAAACAUUGCAGGGAUGGCAUCAGUCGCUACCACUGAUCCUAUAAUUGAUGAGGUUAUGCUACUAUCACCUCCUGCAACUGAUCGCAGCAAAAAGCCAGCCAAUAUUCAAGCCAGUAGCAGCAGUGAUCCAGGCUUUGAGGUAGACGCAUUACAGGACCCUGUUCCUUUUGGCUGUAAUCUGAUGUCAGCACGAGGUACAUCGUAUCGCUUGCUCCUCCCAAAGCUUUGCGAAAACCCUACAGUGUUGCGUUGUAUCAACGCGUUGAAGUGUCUACUUCCAGCUUCAGCAGCCUCACAGUUAGUGCUGGGAUUCUACUGCAUUGCGCACCACAACUCAGACCGCCUGCUUUGGGAGAUUCCUGACGAAAGCGGGUCUGGAGUAGAGCGUUUUGUCUCAUGCUUGCAACGCAUGCUGGGUUACAGAGAGACGCCUUUUGAGGAUCCGGAUGAGCAGAUGAAAUCAGACUCACCCGCCGCCAAGAAAUCCAGGACAGACCAGGAACUUGAAGGCGAUGCAGCCUGGGAAUGGCUGUUGAGCAGUGACUACCACCAACACAUGCAGAGCGACAUGCGAGGACAAUUCCAAUCAAUCCAAACUUCAGCCUCCACACUAAGCCAGUCGACCAGAUUAGAACACACGGAUGCCUUGCUGAAUCACCUGCCGUCGGUUUUGUUCACUCUUCAUCUAGUUUACGAGGAUUUAAAGCUUGACAUAUUUUCGAGGAAAGAUCAGCAAGUGCUGUGCCACUUCCUCUGCAAGCUUUCAAGGGAUCUAGGCUGGGAGCGGUACACGUAUCACUAUUAUCGUGAUUAUCCGGUUCUCGUACAGAGCCCUUAUACUGAGCCGACGGGGCAGCUGAAAGAUCGUUUAAAAGCGUUGAAAGUCCCCGAUUUUGUGACUACAGAACCGCCUAGUAUCCACAAUUGGCUGGUUGCUUGUCUUCGAGGAGAUAUGAGAAAACCAUUUCCUCUCAUAAAAAACGUGUGCCGACAGACUUUUCUUAUAACCAUGAUAUAUUCGUUGUUCAUGCCGCUAAAAGAUGGAAGCUACUUUACUGAAUCGUCGCGCCUGUACCACACGCUCCCGCCUAAAGGGAAAGAAAAAAGGAAUAGUCUGCCCAAUAUCAAGUUGAUGAGCUGUCAAUCAAGUGCUGAACGAGUUAUCAUGUUUAUGGCCGGGCAGGGUGUGACCGCGACUGAUCUAGACCGGCUGCCGAUUGGUGUAGGUCUUCCCCUGAGAGAGGCUAUCCACAUGUGUACUCGCAACCCGCCCUUCAAUCUGUCCCAAGAAGCCUUCUCCCUUAUUGGUCGGGAAGAUCUCGCAGCUCAAGCAAGUGCUCGGGAUAAGGAAAUCCUUCCUCAACACGGCCCUCUCAGUAAAACAGCCCUCAAGGAAGGCGAUAUCGACGACGGCAUGGAGUUCAGUGAUGAGAUCAUGAAAUUGCGCUUUGGCGAGGAUCUCCGUGUGCAGGAGGUCAGACGGUUGCUACAGUCUGCUCGACCUGCACAGGUCAGACUAGUGCAGAAACCUGAAGUCAGUGAUCACGACUUCAUCCAAGAGCAGGAGACAAAGCUGUUGCUUAUGUGCAAAAGGGUGAUGGCUUUAUCAGUUGGCAGAGGCAUGUUCACACUGGCCACCUCGCGUCCCAUCCUGACAGAGACCUUACCCAUCCCGACACUCGAGCUCACAGGCAGGGCUCCGCCCAGAAACACGGUGGUAGGGCUUGAUCACGUGGACUGCCCGGCGGAUAUGAGGGUGUGGCCGCAGUUCCAUAAUGGCGUCGCCGCAGGGCUUAAGAUCGCCCCUGGGAUCUCACAGAUCGAUAGCACAUGGAUCGUUUAUAACAAGCCCAAAGAAUUGACCAAUGAGCAUGCUGGGUUCUUGAUGGCGCUAGGUCUAAAUGGACACCUUGGUAACCUCUCCUAUAUGAAUCUCCACGACUACCUUUGCAAGGGUCAUGAGCUUACAACAGUUGGUCUUCUGCUCGGGAUCUCUGCAGCAAGGCGCGCCAGCAUGGACCUAUCCACCACCAAGGUCCUCAGCAUCCACGUAGACGCUCUCCUCCCCCCUACCUCUGCUGAGCUGGACGUACCCCACUCCGCCCAAGUAGCAGGGGUGCUAGGCGUUGGCCUUGUGUAUGAGGGCACCGCCCACAGGAGGAUGGCAGAGGUCCUUCUCUCUGAAAUAGGUCGUCCUGCCGGACCCGACAUGGAGAACGCUGUCAACAGAGAGUCCUACUCGCUGGCGGCGGGACUCGCCCUAGGCCUCGUCAUGCUGCAGCAUGGUAACGAUGCGCUGGGCGUGUCGGAUCUGAAGAUGGCAGACCAGUUGUUUCAGUACAUGGUUGGAGGACAGAAGAAGCCACAGACCGGCACCCAGAAGGAGAAGUUCAAAUCCCCGAGCUAUUUAAUCAAGGAGGGUGAUACAGUUAACAUAGACGUGACAGCAGCCGGUGCGACCUUGGCACUUGGGCUAAUGUUCAUGAAAACCAACAACAGUUCCGUAGCCUCGUGGCUAGACGCUCCCGAUACUCAGUUCCUUCUGGAUUCCGUUAGACCAGACUUCCUCCUACUUCGGUUGCUGAGUCGAGGGCUUAUCAUGUGGGAUUCCAUCCAGCCGUGCAAAGACUGGGUCGAAAGUCACAUCCCUGACAUUGUUCAGAAGUAUGCGUUUUGCGCAGAUCCGGAAACCCUGAAGGUAGAUGACUCCGACAUCGACCUUCAGACCCUCAGUCAAGCUAAAGCCAGUAUCAUCGCAGGCUGCUGCCUCGCCAUGGGGAUGAGGUUUGCUGGCUCAGCCAAUCAGGAAGCAUUCACGUGUUUGAUGCAUUACACCAAGUACUUCAAGGACCUUCUUGGUAGUGCAGUUGGUGAGCAGGCUGGCAAGCCCACUCUAGAGACUUGUAUGGACGUGUGCCUGAUCUCUGUAGCUCUAGUGAUGGCAGGAUCUGGAAACCUUGAGGUGCUACGAAUCACCCGACAACUCCAUAAGCGACACUCUGCCGAUGUUUCUUAUGGCAGCCACAUGGCUGUACAUAUGUCAAUUGGCUUGCUGUUCCUAGGCGGUGGAAGGUACACGCUGAGCACCAGUGGACCUGCCGUGGCUGCGCUCGUGUGCGCUCUUUACCCGAAGUUCCCCAUCUCCAGCACCGACAACAGGUACCAUUUACAAGCGUUCCGCCACCUCUACGUGCUUGCUGCCGAGCCACGAGUUCUAGUAACCCGAGAGGUAGAAAACAACACAGCGUGCUAUGUCCCCAUCCAAGUCACGCUCAAGAGCACUGAGUUUUACCACGAGACCACGCUCGACAUGAUUUCACCCUGCAUUCUGCCAGAGUACAACCUUAUAAAAAAGAUUUCAGUCGUGAGCCAGCGAUAUCUACCAAUCAGCAUCGAUCUCGGCACAGAUUCCUCGAUUUCAAGAUGUCUUUCCAAGUUCGGGACGGUGUUUGUCAAGAGACGAGCUGGUUAUCUCUCCUACGCUGAUGAUCCUAAGGGAUAUAGGAACCUUCUUGCCAGAACCUUCCCAGAGCAGUCCGACAAGACUGACGUGGUCCGGUCGUUCUCCUCCGAACCUCAGAUGGUCACCUUUGCAGGGCUGUUUUGUGAUGUCCACUCUGUAUGCCGCAAGGAGAAACAGCAAGCCGCAUUUAUUGGGGCAGUGUUGCAUGAAUGUAUCACAGAUGAGAAACCAGGAGCUAUCGGACUCUAUAUGGCCAUUAAACAGGCAGUAGAAUCGGUAGAGGCGCAUAAAGACCCCAUGGCAUUGUGGGAACUCAAGCUGGUCCUAAGUUUCUACGGUAACGCCUUUGCAAAAAUCAUUGCUCAUUUUGGCAAAGAUGUCAAGCCGUUGCUAAGUGAGGACUUCGUAACCCAAUGCAAAGCUUGUCUGGACAAAACACUCGAUCAUGCUACACAGACAGGCAAUAUCCCUGUCUCGUCAUCCCUUGAUUCAUUAAACAGCAGUCUGCAAGCAGUGGAGUUCGCAAUUCACCACGACCUACCACCUCCCCACAAACAGCCACUAUCUGCAUUACAAGGCUUAUCAUUGGUUGAUGCUGUAAAGAACUCAACCAUCCCCACACCUGCUUUGGUCAGGCUGGCUUUGCCAUGAUGAAUCAGCAACUCUGAAUCACAGACCAAAGAAGACUAUCUCAGAAAAUUGAAUGCUGUAUAGUUAGGAAUUUUGAGUAUUUUGUAAAUAAUAAAGACAUUAAAAAAUGCAUAGACUUCUAUAAGUUUUUUACAACAUAUAUCACAGACAAGUAGCUAAGGGUGGACACAGUGGUGAAGACCUCCUCGACAAUCAAAAACAGAAAAAUUGCUAAAACGUCCUAGCUGUGCAACUAGCAUUUUACUCUCCCAUAUUUUGCCCUGAUAUGCUAUAAGCUGUAUUUUUAAUGAAAAAAUAAGCAACCAUAAACUUGUGCUGCGAUUAGCACAGCAAAGAGGGAUAAGUAGUGGGACAGCAAAGCAUUGUUGGAAAGCUUGGAUACCUCUAUCCAGGUACAGUGGUGUUUCACUUUUGUUAAAUAAACAUAAAAUUGAAAGAUGUA
Messenger RNA from Nematostella vectensis (starlet sea anemone), 6100 nucleotides. Its product is annotated as anaphase-promoting complex subunit 1. Lineage: Eukaryota; Metazoa; Cnidaria; Anthozoa; Actiniaria; Edwardsiidae. Gene Ontology annotation, molecular function: molecular adaptor activity. The transcript has 58 exons. Gene Ontology annotation, cellular component: anaphase-promoting complex. Gene Ontology annotation, biological process: metaphase/anaphase transition of mitotic cell cycle; protein K11-linked ubiquitination; anaphase-promoting complex-dependent catabolic process. The coding region runs from base 103 to 5658 and encodes 1851 amino acids. The record is from RefSeq and is a predicted model, not a curated record.